Camelina sativa (false flax) is the source of this 1767-nucleotide messenger RNA. RefSeq lists its product as uncharacterized. The record is from RefSeq and is a predicted model, not a curated record. Gene Ontology annotation, molecular function: double-stranded DNA binding. Lineage: Eukaryota; Viridiplantae; Streptophyta; Magnoliopsida; Brassicales; Brassicaceae. Gene Ontology annotation, biological process: regulation of DNA-templated transcription.
GCUCGCUCCAUCAGGGCUUUUACUCCUAAACCCUUAAAAUCGAUUUUGUUUUGGUUGCUCCCCCAAAUUUUGAUUCUUUGCGACUUUGGAUUCUCGUAAUUGAAUGAACAGAGAAGCGCAUUGUUGAAACAGUCGACGACCCUUUCAAUCUCUGCCGGCACUCAAAACGACGAGUCAGUCACUUGUAAGUUUGGAAAUUUUGAGAUUUAUCUCGAAUUGAUUCAGUUCGACGCACUGUGGUUAGUUAUUUAAUGUUUUCUAUGAUACUCCGUGGUACAAGGCUGGUCAAGUUACAUAAAUGUUGUAACUUUAGUGUUUCGGUAUCCGCAUUUUCCAAUUCCUUCUCCUCUGUUGCUGGUUGUCGAAAAGGAAAGAUUUUUACAGUCUCUUAUCUCAUUGAUUCAUUGAGUUUAACCACAAAACUAGCAGAGUCGAUCUCUAAGAAAGUUACCUUUGAGGACAAGGUCAAUCCUGAUUCUGUUCUGAGUCUGUUUAGAAGCUAUGGGUUCACAGAUUCUCAAAUCUCAAAUGUCAUUACGAAUUAUCCAGGAUUGCUUGUAGCAGAUGUUGAGAAAUCACUUGCUCCUAAGCUCCAGUUUUUGCAGUCCAGAGGAGCUUCAAGCUCUGAGCUUGCUGAGAUUGUUUCUUCAGUUCCUAAAAUCUUGGGGAAGAGAGGAGGCAAAACCAUUAGCGUAUACUAUGAUUCCAUCAAAGAGUUUAUAAAAGCCGAUAAGGGUUCCAAGUUGUGUCAUUCUUUGCCACAGGGUAGUAAGCAGGAGAAUAAAAUCAGGAAUGUAAUGGCUCUGAGAGAAUUGGGUGUGCCUCAGAAGAUGUUGUUUCAUUUGUUCAUCUCUGAUCACCAUGUCUGCUGUGGGAAAGAAAGAUUUGAAGAAUCACUCAAGAGAGUUGUUGAGAUGGGUGUUGACCCCACCACCUUAAAGUUCAUCGAAACUCUAAAAGUUGUUUACAGGCUGAGCGACAAAACGAUAAAAGAGAAAGUCAACAUCUGUAAAAGAUUAGGCUUUACCGGGGAAGAUGUGUGGGAGAUGUUCACCAAGUGUCCUUGCUUCCUGAAUAACUCGGAGAAGAAGAUAAUUCAGACAUUUGAAACCUUGAAGAAAUGUGGACUAGUGGAAGAUGAGGUCCUCUCAGUGUUGAAGAAGUUUCCAAUAUGCAUUUGUAUUUCAGAGCACAAGAUCUUGAACUGUAUGGAAACAUUUCUAGGUCUAGGGUUCAGCAGAGCUGAGUUCAUUACGAUGGUCAAGCACUUUCCUCCUUGCAUUGGAUUAUCUGCCGAGAUGGUGAAGAAGAAGGCUGAGUUUCUGGUGAAGAAGAUGAACUGGCCACGAAAGUUUCUGGUUUCAAACCCUUCGGUACUUGGAUACAACCUGGAGAAGAGGACUGUUCCUAGGUGUAACGUAAUCAAAGCUCUCAUGUCCAAAGGACUGCUCGGAGACACAGGAAGCAAACUCCCUUCAAUCGGGUCUGUUUUGAAGAGUACGGAUGAGAAGUUUUUAAAUAUGUUUGUGAUGAUGCACGUUGACAAGGAGCUUGUGGACGAGUUGAUGGCUAUCUUCAAUGGAGGUCGUGUUUCAUAUAGCAGGAAGCGUCAAGCAUUUUGCUAUCACUCAUCAUAGCCUGAAACCUUAAUUUAAAACUUUUGUAAUCUCAAGUUAAUCCGGCUUCUUUCUAUAUGUUGGAGUUGUUCUGUAAUUUGGCUCGUCUAUUGUUAGAUUUCAGUAUGAUCUCUCAGUGUAAAUUGGAUAA